AGUGAAGCGCCUGACAGACUGAACUCGGGGUCUUCGGAUGACAGUCUAUGCCUUUAUUGGUCAGUUUACCACAACGUCAUACAUUCGUCAUAACUCGCAGGAAGCGGGAACUCCACCAGCCUCAAUCUGACUGGAUUAGUCUCCACGCUGGUUGAAAAAAUCCAAAGCCACACACAUGGCGUGCGAAAAAGAAAUAUGGCAAAAGAUUGGUGAGGGCUUUGUCCAGGAAUAUUACAACCAGUUUGACAAUUCCAACAGGAUGGGACUGGGUAACCUUUAUUCUGCUGACGCUUGUCUGACUUGGGAAGGAACACCAUUCCAAGGAAGAGAAGCCAUUACAGGCAAACUAGCUAACUUGCCUUUCAAGCGCAUUAAACACAUUAUCACAGAGCAAGACUUCCAACCCACAGUAGACAGUUGUAUCCUCAUCAUGGUGUUUGGACAGCUACAGGUAGAUGACGAUCCACCAAUGGCCUUCCAUCAAGUGUUUAUGCUAAAGUCGCAAAACUGUGCAUGGGCUUGUACAAAUGAUGUGUUCCGGCUGGGAAUUCAUAACAUACCAGUGUAGCAGGGUGGAUUUGUAUAUGACAAAUGUUAACCUCCCCUCAUGAAUGCAUGCUGCAAUCACCAUUAUCACAAGGAAUUCUCUACCCCUCAUGUUUACCACACAUCUAUAAGCAGGUUGUUUGCAGUAGAAGAGUUAAAACUACAUUCCUGUUCAAUAAAAUAAUCGGUGAAAUCCAGAA
This is a messenger RNA of Betta splendens (Siamese fighting fish), 746 nucleotides long. Its product is annotated as nuclear transport factor 2-like. Gene Ontology annotation, cellular component: nuclear pore central transport channel. Bases 176 to 568 code for a protein of 130 amino acids. The record is from RefSeq and is a predicted model, not a curated record. NCBI's taxonomy places the organism in Eukaryota, Metazoa, Chordata, Actinopteri, Anabantiformes, Osphronemidae. Gene Ontology annotation, biological process: protein import into nucleus. The transcript is spliced from 5 exons.